Molecule: messenger RNA, 1654 nt
Organism: Centruroides sculpturatus (bark scorpion)
Lineage: Eukaryota; Metazoa; Arthropoda; Arachnida; Scorpiones; Buthidae
Product: NIF3-like protein 1
Exons: 7
Coding region: 136-1161 (341 amino acids)
Cellular component (GO): mitochondrion; cytoplasm
Source: RefSeq, a predicted model, not a curated record
AUUUUUUAAAAGGUGUCCACGUGGUUGUGUAUUACGGUAUUUGUCUUCACGUGGUUGAAAUCAUUUAAAUAUGUCAUAAUGAAUUAAUGGGGGUAAUCGAGCGAAGGGCCAAGAUUUAUUAUCCAGAAGAGAAAUAUGGAAUUGUCGAGUGUUGUUCGCGAAUUAGAAAACAUAGCUCCACUUUCAUUAGCAGAAAAAUGGGACAAUGUAGGGCUUUUGGUUGAAUCUUCUAAAAAUAGUCAGGUGAAUAAAAUACUUUUGACGAACGAUUUAACUGAAAGUGUUUUAUUGGAAGCUGUAGAGAAGAAAAUUGAUUUAAUUGUAUCUUAUCAUCCUCCUAUUUUUAAACCUUUAAAAUCUUUAACGUGUAAAAAUUGGAAAGAAAAUUUGAUAAUUAAAUGCAUACAAUCGUACAUAAGUGUAUAUUCCCCUCAUACAGCUUUUGAUGCCGUUGCAAAAGGUGUAAAUGAUUGGUUGAUUCAGUGCUUUGAUAUGGAUUCUAUUAAGCCAAUUCAUCAAAGUUAUAUGCUGUACUCCAAAUUUUCUCAUCAUGUCAAAAUAACUUUUCCAACAGAUAGUAAUAUUGAAGAAAAACUAAUGUUGAUACAAGAUACAUCAAUGUCUACCCUAAGUGUUAAUGAAGAUAUGAAAACAAUUACGAUCUCUACAAAUAAUUUGUCAUUGAUGAAAAUUGUAGAAAUAUUAUCUCUGUUUCCAGAUGUCUUAAAAACGGUUGAAAUUCAUAAAGUUAAUGAGAUUCCAGCAUUUGGAUAUGGCAUGGGAAGAUUUGGAAUAUUGAAAAAACCUACAAAAAUUAAUGAUAUCAUUAAUACACUUAAGCAAUAUUUAGGUUUGAAACAUUUAAGAGUUGCUUUAGGCAAUAAUCACAGUCUAGACUCUCAAGUGAAAACGAUUGCCACUUGUGCUGGUGCCGGUUCCAGCGUAUUAGAAUCAACCAGGGCUGAUCUAUUUAUAACUGGAGAAAUGUCUCAUCAUUUUCUCUUAGAUGCAACUCAAAAAAAUAUAACUGUUAUUCUUUGUGAACAUAGCAAUAGUGAGAGAGGUUAUUUAAAACAAUUUUCUGAACUUUUAAGUAAAAAGUUAGAAAAUGUAACAGUUCUAAUAUCAGAAAUGGAUAAAGAUCCCAUUUUAAUUACUUGAAUUAAAAAAGUACAUAUGUUUUUUUAAAAUUUAUAUUGUUUUUUUCAAUUAACCAAUUAAAAAGUAAAAAAGGCAAUGUUUUACUGUAGCAAACAGUAAGUUUGUUAGAUUCUCUUAAUUACAGUAGUUACCACUGGACUUAGACAAGGCCACAGUUAACAUGCCAUCCAGGUUUAAAAAAAGUAGCUUUGAUUUCCUUGCAUGAAUGUUUUACAUAAUCUAAAUAUAUAAAAUUACUUGUCCUGACUGAUUGAUUCAUCAUCUCCCAGAGCAAACCGCUAAACCUAAAGAGGUAAAAUUUGGUACAUAGUUAAGGUACAUCAAUAAAAUGCACACUAAGAAGGGAUUUUUCAAAAUUCCCUCCACAGGGAGUGGGAGAGGAUUAACGCUUAACCUGAAGAACGGCUUCUACUGUACUAUUUUAGAUGCGAUUUUUUUGUUUUUAACUAUGUUUAGUCUUCAUUGAGUACUUAGGUGUAUUAAAUUGAUAACA